This is a messenger RNA of Juglans microcarpa x Juglans regia, 3521 nucleotides long. Its product is annotated as disease resistance protein RPV1-like. Gene Ontology annotation, molecular function: ADP binding. Lineage: Eukaryota; Viridiplantae; Streptophyta; Magnoliopsida; Fagales; Juglandaceae. The transcript is spliced from 5 exons. The record is from RefSeq and is a predicted model, not a curated record. Gene Ontology annotation, biological process: defense response. The coding region runs from base 198 to 2930 and encodes 910 amino acids.
AGAUGGAAGGCAUGCCUAAAAGAAGUGGCCAAUUUGUCAGGGUGGCAGUUAGAAGGGAACGGGAAUGAAUCCAAAUUUAUUCAAGAAAUUGCUCAAGCAGUCACAAGAAUAGUAAUUGUACAUACUUGAAUGUUGCCAAGCAUCCGAUUGGAGUAGAAUCUCGUGUACAUGCCAUCAAUGUGCUUCUAAGUGUUGGGAUGAAUGACAUACGCAUGAUAGGAGUCUUUGGAGUUGGUGGAAUUGGCAAGACAACAAUUACCAAAGCAAUCUAUAACUUGAAUGCUUAUCAAUUUGAAGAUAGUUGUUUUCUUGCAAAUGUAAGAGAAACUUCAAAAAGGGAGUGCGGUCUUGUCCAAUUACAAGAGAAGCUUCUUUAUGACAUCUUAGGAGACUCAAGUUUGAAGGUUGACAAUGUUGAUAGAGGAAUCAACAUCAUAAAAGAGAGGCUUUGCUGUAAAAGGAUUCUUUUAGUUCUUGAUGAUGUAGAUCAGUUGGCCCAGUUAGAAGCAUUAUCUGGAGAAAGUGGUUGGUUUGGUUUGGGAAGUAGAAUCAUCAUAACAACAAGAGACAAACAUUUACUAACCAAACAUAAAGUUGAUUUAACAUACAAGGUGAAGCAAAUGGAUCACAAUGAAGCUCUUCAGCUCUUCAGUUGGCAUGCCUUCAAAAAAGACAAGCCCAUUGAUGGGUUUGUACAACUCUCAGAGCAUGCAUUGCGUUGUGCUAGAGGCCUUCCAUUGGCUUUAGUAGUGCUUGGCUCAAAUCUAUAUGGUAGAAGUUUUCAUGAAUGGAAAAGUGCAUUAGAUAAGUGCAAAAGGCUUCCUAACAAAAAUAUACACAACAUACUUAGAGUCAGUUAUGAUGAUCUGGAUGACAAUGAGAAGGAUAUCUUUCUUGACAUUGCAUGUUUUUUCAAAGGUGAGGAUGCAGAUUAUGUCGUUAAAAUAUUAGACAGUUGUGGGUUUUUCCCUGAUAUUGGGAUCAGAGUUCUUUCUGAUAAGUCUCUUGUAACUAUUGAAGAGAAUAACAGAUUGGUGAUGCAUGACUUGAUACAAGAAAUGGGUAGAGAAAUUGUUCGUCAAGAAUCACCCAAAGAACCUGGCAGACAUAGUAGGUUAUGGUUUCAUGAAGAUGUUCGCUAUGUACUAGAAGAAAACACGGGAACAAACAAAAUUGAAGGCAUAUUGGUGGAGUUGCCUGAACGAGACUUGAUACACUUGAGUUCCAAAGCCUUCACGAAGAUGAAAAGGCUCCGGUUCUUUAUAAAUCCUAAUGCAUGUUUUUCUGAAGGGCCUAAUUAUCUCUCUAACGAGUUAAGAUUGCUUGAUUGGCCUGAAUAUCCGUUACAAGCUUUGCCGUCCAAUUUUCAUGGAAAGAAACUCUCUGUUUUUAGGGUCAGUAAUAGCCUUUUCAAAGAAUUGAAGGAGGUAUUCGAGAAUUUCCAAAACAUGAAGAUCAUGGAAUUAUCUGAUUGUAAGUUCCUAACAAAAAUCCCUGAUAUUUCAAGGAUCCCAAGUCUUGAGAAAUUAACUCUUUCUAGUUGUGAAAGUUUAGUUGAGGUUCAUGAUUCUGUUGGCUACCUGAAUAAACUUACCCAUUUGUCAUUUUCCAAGUGCUCUAACCUAACCACUUUACCAAGAAGCCUCAAGUUGAGAUCUCUAGAAUGGCUUGACAUUAGAGAUUGCUUAAGCCUUCAGAACUUUCCUGAAAUUGAGUGUGAAAUGCAUUUUUUGAGUUCCAUUUCAUUAGCCUACACUGCUAUAAAAGAAUUGCCUUCAUCCAUUGGAUACAUCACUGGCCUUGAAGAUUUAUGUCUAGAUGGGUGCAAAAGUCUUUUGAAUCUACCAAGUUCCAUUCUUCAGUUGCAAAAUCUAAGGUCUCUUUCCUUCAAGGAUCGUUUCCUAUUGAAGGUGAGGAAUAAAAGACAAUCCAUACCCUCUUUUGUGUCCACAGAGGGAUCAGAAAUUUUAUCAGGUGUAAAAUUACUCUCUUUGCAAACUCCAAAGAAUUCAAGCGUUUCUAAUGAUGAUUGUUCCUCAACAGUGUUUCCGGCAUUGCAAUUUUUUAAUCUUGGGAAGUGUGUCCUAUCAGAAUCGAAUUUGUUUAAGCUAUUUAACUGCUCUUCCACAUUACAAGAUUUAGAUUUCUCGAGAACUGAUAUUGUGAGCCUUCCUCCAAGCAUAAAAAGAUUUAUUGGAUUGAACCGCCUUAUAUUGCAAGAUUGCAAGCAACUUCAAGAAAUUGUAGAACUUCCACCAAAUAUCAAGGAGGUAGAUGCUAGUGGGUGCAUGUCAUUGGAAAUUUUUCCUGAAGCAUCAAAGAAAUUUCAAUUCAAUGCAUGCAACUUAAAAGCACUAGAAUGGAUUGACUUGUGUGGAUGCCAUAAAAUGCUUGUGAACAUAGGGAAUCAUGUGGCAGAUCCUUUAUUGGGUAAGGGUCAAUUUAAGGACCUUUUAGGCGGCAUAAUACUUCCAGGAAAUAGGAUCCCGGACUGGUUCAGCCAUCGUAAAGAGACUUCAAAUAUUAAUUCGUGUGAAAUGGAUAUUAAUGGACUUCUGUACAUGGAUGAGGUCGUGGGAAUUGUUCUAUGUGCUAUUAUUGGACCCAAUAUUUUGAUUGGCCGGGAAAGGCCCCUUCAUUCUAUUGGUGUUAAGAUCAAUGAUAAUGAAGUCCAAGAAAGAGUGGUUGAUUUAAUGGGAUCAGAUCAUGUAUGGCUAGAGUAUGUCGUUCUAGAAUCUUUUAAGCCAAAGGAGGACAAUAUGCAAGUAAAGUUCUAUAGAUAUUUAGAUGAACUGGUGUUCUUCAAAAGUUGUGGAGUCCAUCUAGUACACAAGCAUGAAGAGAAUGUGAAAGAUCAUGAUCCAGCUCUACUCCAUGAGAAUGUUGAUGUGCAUUUGGAUGUACCCAGUGAAGAGAUUGAAAACUCUUGAGUCGGAUUCAGUCGAUGGUAUUCAACUUUCUAAGAGGCAUUAGGAGGAUGAAGAUGAUGGCAUCAGGGAGUCCAUUAUGUACCCUCAACACAAGAGGGGUCCUUUUGGGCGUGCAAAUUUCAGAUUUGCGAAAACCCUCCAGCAUUUCUCAACUAAGGAGCCUCUAUAGACUUCCUUCAAGCUAAUAUGUUUUUCUUCUUUUUUUUUUUUUAACAGGGUUCUCAAAACUUAACAGUUAUGGAAUUCUAUAAUUGUAAAUCCCAGAUCUUUCAAGGGGUCCAAAUUUAAAGGAACUGACUCUUUAUGGUUGUGAAAAUUUAGUGGAGGUUCAUAAUUAUGUUGGAUUCCUUAAUAAGCUUAGUUGUUUGCGUUUGGAUGGAUGUUGUAGCCUUAACAUCAGUUUUCCAAGAAGCCUCAAUUUGAAAUCUCUAGAAUGGCUUGACACUGAAGGACACUGCCAUAAAAGAACUGCCUCCAUCUGUUGGGAACCUCAGUGGGCUUCGCAUUUUGAAUUUUGGAGGCUGUAAAGAUCUUAUGCAUUUACCAAGCAGUAUGUUUCAGUUUUAAGCACCUAAGGGAACUUUAUGCCUA